This is a messenger RNA of Argentina anserina (silverweed cinquefoil), 1538 nucleotides long. RefSeq lists its product as uncharacterized. Gene Ontology annotation, molecular function: protein binding. Bases 537 to 1247 code for a protein of 236 amino acids. Lineage: Eukaryota; Viridiplantae; Streptophyta; Magnoliopsida; Rosales; Rosaceae. The transcript is spliced from 5 exons. The record is from RefSeq and is a predicted model, not a curated record.
UUUGAAUCUACAUUUUUAGUCUUUUAGAAGCUUAGGUUGAAGUUUUGCAAGAACAAUUUCCCGAAGUUGAUCUCAUAUCUAAUUUAGUCACCAUAAAAGAGAGGUUCUUGUUGGCAAAUCUAGUAAGUUUCACGAUAUUUCAAGAGUCUCUGACAUUCUGACUUGUGGUAGAAAAGAAACUCACAGGCGUGUGUCCCACUAGGCAUAUGUAUGCCAAGCUAUUCUUAUUGCUAACCACAAAGGGUUAAUCUUCAUUGUCUCUUUCUGUAUUAGACAUAGUCCAACAGGCAACAGCAACAACCGAAGUAUCAAAGACCUCACAUUUACAUAACCAAAGAAAAAGGAACCAAUAAUCUUUUUACUUGAAUGAAGUAUAAGAUUUCACGUCACUCACCUGAAGUAGCCACAUAAGCUGUUCUUGCAAACAUUGCGGUGAAAAUUCGACCCAAAGAGAAGAGCUUUCAACUAUAGCUUCACUCUUCUGUUCUUCUCUCAGGAAUUUCUAAUGUUUUGGGUUCUUGCGUUGCAGAACUCUAAUGACAAACAAUAAAGAGAGUGAAACCUUAACUUCAGGUGAUAGUUCAUUUGGAAAGCUUCCUGAUCAUCUCCUGAUAGAAAUCUUCAUCCGAGUUCCUGUCUCAGAAUGGGUACGGAUAUGCUGUGUAAGAAAACAGUGGGCAAAUCUGUUUCGUGGAGAAUGCUUGUGGCAAGCUGCUCUUUCUACGACAUUUCCUUUGGCUAGCAAAGCUAAAAGUUGGCCUGGACCUAUCUCUCGAGGUUUGAGCAAGAGGAGAUUUGCUGCUUUAUAUGUCAGUCAGCACAUCUUUGCUUUAGAUGGUGAGACGGAUGAGAUAGUGGGGCAUACUUAUUUGUAUCUAAAAGAGCAGCUUGAGCUUUCAUCUAUGCCACCCCCAUCUGGUAUACUGCACGGAACCAUAAUAGAUCAGUUUAUUGCUUGUGGUAAAUCGAGAGACUUGGCUCAUGAGCUUGCUUCCCUGAUAUGGUUGGCUGUUCUCGACAAUUUGGAGGAAACCGAACACACUUUUCAAAUACUUAAACGUCUUGCACAAGAGGGGGAUGUUUUUCUUCCAUAUCCUUACUCGAGAUCAAUUAAAGUCCAAUGGAAGGUGUUUGAAAAGCUUUUCACAGAUUUUCGUGACUGCCUCAACCAUGUGGAUUACUAUGAUGUAUUGGCUUGUGCAAAGAACAAGUUUCAGCCAAUACCAUCCCCUUGGUUAGGUCACUAGUCGACAUCAUCUGCAUAUUCAGUAUUCACGAGUAUUUGUACAUAUAUGAAGGUUAAUCUUGCAGACGCCUUGUGUCUAUCUGGUCCUGAUGAAGACAUUCUCCAUCUAAUUUUCUGAACUGUCCUACAUCAUAGAGCUAAUCACAUCCAUAUUGCCAAUAUUUUCAUCACUUGUGCUUAUAUUUUUGAUUGGGGAAGAGAAAUGGCUUGAAAUUUGUUGUACAUUGGCCUAAUAAACAGAGAAAGUGCCGUUAUACAUAUUGUAUUAUUGAUUGUUAGCAUGGUAAUGAUA